AGUUUCAGAUAGAAACUUAGAAAACCUUCAAAGAACCACCAGAAAUGGGGACCUGGAUUUUGUUUGCCUGCCUCUUGGGAGCAGCCUUCGCUAUGCCUCUACCACCUCAUCCUGGGCACCCUGGUUAUAUCAACUUCAGUUAUGAGAAGUCACAUUCUCAGGCUAUCAAUAUUGACAGGACUGCAUUAGUCCUUACCCCUCUGAAGUGGUACCAGAGCAUGAUAAGGCAGCCGUAUCCUUCCUAUGGUUACGAACCCAUGGGUGGAUGGCUGCACCACCAAAUCAUCCCUGUGCUGUCUCAACAGCAUCCCCAGAGUCACAACACCCUUCAGCCUCAUCACCACCUCCCAGUGGGGCCAGCUCAGCAGCCUGUGGUCCCCCAGCAACCAAUGAUGCCAGUUCCUGGCCACCACUCCAUGACUCCAAACCAACACCACCAGCCUAACCUCCCACCAACUGCCCAGCAGCCCUUCCAGCAACCCUUCCAGCCCCAACCUGUUCAGCCACAGCACCACCAGCCCAUGCAGCCCAUGCAGCCCAUGCAGCCCAUGCAGCCCCAGUCACCUCUGCACCCCAUCCAGCCCCUGGCACCACAGCCAGCUCUGCCUCCACUGUUCCCCAUGCAGCCCCUGUCCCCCAUGCUUCCUGAAAUUCCCAUGGAAGCUUGGCCAGCAUCAGACAAGACCAAGCGGGAAGAAGUGGAUUAAAAAUCAGAAAAUGAGAGAACUGAAGUAGAUAUUUCAGUUGCUUUUAGGAAUGACACAAGAACAC
Messenger RNA from Fukomys damarensis (Damara mole-rat), 771 nucleotides. RefSeq names its product amelogenin X-linked (gene Amelx). The transcript has 7 exons. The record is from RefSeq and is a predicted model, not a curated record. Lineage: Eukaryota; Metazoa; Chordata; Mammalia; Rodentia; Bathyergidae. Gene Ontology annotation, biological process: multicellular organism development. Bases 45 to 707 code for a protein of 220 amino acids.